UUUUUUUUUAACACCGCCAAGCUCUCGCUGAAUAUACUAGAGGUAUGGAUUAGAGGUUUAGCCAGAAAAGAGUGCAAGACUUUACGGUGUGGUUUUAAAUACAUUUCGCGUGAAAAAUAUACGACUUCAUGAUAAACUUGGAAUAAAUAGAUAGUGGACCGAUACGAAAUGAAUUUCACUAGCAACCGUAUUAUGCCGUAUACCGACUACAAUUUUGUGAAUUCUUCAAAAUUGUUCAAUGUUAAGUUGAAUUCAUUGCAGAAUAUUAACAGAACACUACAGUCAAUUAGCCAUGAUGGUAUACAUGAAAACAAGCGCUAUAUAAAACCUCCAACGUACCAGCAAUUCGAUCGAUUUGAAAAUGCUUUUGUCGAUGAUACAAGUACAUCGUUCUGGCAUAAAAGAUACUUCAACGAAAAUGAUGCAAAUCUCAGAGAUGAUUUCAUACCAAAUUCACGCAAGGUAAUCGGUACAACCGGUGAACUGCAAAAUUCAAUGAAUGCACCCCGAAUCGAAAAUGGACAAUUAUGGAACGCAAAACCAUUGACGACGGUUCGUGGCUUCCCUGAGUUGACGACAAUGAACCAAUUGGAUGACGGUGGUAAUCGGAACGAUGCAGAAGACUCGACCAAUAAUGAAAGGCGGAAAUUAGCAAGGCGCUAUUUUGUGACCGUAUUCUCAAUUUGCUAUGCAAUCUUUUUGGUUGUGUUUGGUGCAAUCGUAUUCAUCGGCGAUGUUGUUGACAGCCAAUAUCCACUUCCGCAGGUUUUUUGCAUUUAUAUGCUAUUAAUGGCAUUUGCAUACUUCCUGUAUCUGUACAUCGACAUCCGGUGCUAUGUUUAUCGCGCAAAAAACCAACUCAAACGACGAUUGGAACGAAAGAAAUUGAUUGAUGCACACAUCAUUAAAAAGUUGAAUGCCGAUGGACCCAUUAAUUUCAAUGAAAGCAGAGAGAAACAAGCGGUUUAUGCACAAGCUGCAAGAGAGUUGAACUUGCCAUCGAUCGAAGAGGAUUUGUCGCACAAGUACUGUUUUAUAUCAGGUCGAAAUGGAGGCUCUCUCUACAUCAAACUGGGUGCUUUGUGGUUUGCAUUUGGUCUUGUCUUGUAUUUCGUACUUCAAAUCACCUACGAUGCCUAUUUUAUAUCGUCUAACGGAGACUAUCUGUACGAUUGUGCGUCGUAUAUAACGCUCUCCAUGAACAUUUUAUUUCCGCUCUAUUCAUUAUUUUCGUUAUUUUUCAUUGUAAAAUACAUGAAUGUGGUUAUCAAUGUGAAUCAAAAUGUGGCGCGAAUAUUUAUUAUGCAUGCCAUUGGAACAUCGCUCGCGCUGUGGGUGUUCACGAUAAUUCGAGAGACAGCCGACGCCAUCGCUAAAUCAGAUGCCGAAAUUUCGGCCAUGUUCCGUGUCGCCCAGCCAAAUGAAUCAUUUGAUUUUGUAUAUAAUGACUGUGGUAAGUCGAAUGCACUAAACGCUGUACAUCGCCAAUUUGCACCGUAUUUAUAUCCGUUUGUGAUUGAGUAUUGCAUUUUACUGGUUGGAAUUUGGUGUAAAAUCUAUCUCAGUAUGAAUCAAUGCCCACGCAAAACGGUUAACACCAGCUGUGACGAGACUGAGGCACCAUCCUCACAACAAGUUUUUUCAACAGACUCAUCUACGAUUUACUUGCCAGAACGUUAUGAAAACACUUCGGAGCAUGAUAAAGACAUUGAAACGGUGUCACAUGUAUACGCUGACUGCCAAUCAAGUUAUCAUGGAAUUUUUGUCGGCCUUUUACUUGCUAUCAUGACCAUCGUUUUCAUCAUUGUGAUGUUUGUUGGAUUUCAAAAUAGAAUAUACCUGAAAACGAGUAUCACGAUCAAUGACAUCUUCGAGUGUACCGUGCUAACUAUCCUGACCGUAGCCACUCUCAUCGCCUAUUCGCAAACUAUAAAACUGGACAUCAUUUUUGAUCCAGGCCUAAAAAUGGACGACAUUUUACUGCUAAUCGCUGUGCCAGCAUUCUUCAUGGAAUUUCUUUUUUCAUUAGCAGCGGCCAUUCAUAUCGGUGCGGUGCUAUCAGCGUGCGUAUCGAUUUGUCGCAUUGUCCAAGUAUUAAUCCAAACUCCAUUCAUAAUCGAUGGAAAAAGACGAUGUUCAAAAUCGGCAUUUUUACAAAAAAAGAAAAUUGGCCAAGGAUUUGUUAUAUUUUUGGCCAUGGCAAACAUGUCAUUUUGGAUUUAUAACACAUUUUCCGGCAAAUCACACUAUACAGAUGAUGAACGGUAUACUUACUACGGAUAUAAGCUUUGGAACAUCUUAAACCACAUAUCACUUCCACUAAUGAUGUUUUAUCGAUUUCAUGCGUCCGUUUGCCUAGUUGAUAUUUGGAAUCAUGCUUACAAAACUUUGCCGAACCAUCAAUGAACAUUGGACCCAUCCACACACACUACACUCAGAAAAAAUUAGUUGAACGAAUAAAUCGUGAUUUUAUUU
Molecule: messenger RNA, 2475 nt
Organism: Sitodiplosis mosellana (orange wheat blossom midge)
Lineage: Eukaryota; Metazoa; Arthropoda; Insecta; Diptera; Cecidomyiidae
Product: proton channel OtopLc-like
Exons: 10
Coding region: 169-2406 (745 amino acids)
Biological process (GO): proton transmembrane transport
Cellular component (GO): membrane
Molecular function (GO): proton channel activity
Source: RefSeq, a predicted model, not a curated record